Letharia lupina is the source of this 804-nucleotide messenger RNA. RefSeq lists its product as uncharacterized. The coding region runs from base 1 to 804 and encodes 267 amino acids. Lineage: Eukaryota; Fungi; Ascomycota; Lecanoromycetes; Lecanorales; Parmeliaceae. The transcript has 5 exons. The record is from RefSeq and is a predicted model, not a curated record.
AUGGCUUCUACGAUGGUGAUGUCUGGUAUGGAGGUCACCGAGUCCGUCUCUAACAUCAAACUCAGUGAAGCCCAGCGAGAGGCUGAACAGACGCCCUCGGAGCCUAUACAGCCCGCUCAGCCCCGUGGAAACUACGAUGUUGAUGAGAGCAUGAGAGCCUGCGAGUUGGAUUGUCAAAAUUAUGCCAUGUCGACGUGGGGCAAGACCGCCAAAGUCAUCGUCGAGGUAUCCUCCGGAGAAGAGAGAACCUACUUCCUCAAGGUUGUUACGAUGGGUGCCCCGGGGAAGCAUAUGUGCGAAGGCGAAUUUGAAUCUCUGAAAACGAUUCACACUCCGGCAAGUCCUAUGAAGCUCGCAGCUGGCCUGGCCAAUCUACAUAAGGAAUCUGUAUCUCCCACCGGAAAGUUUGGCUUCCACAUUGCUACCUGUCACGCCAGGGUUGCUCAAGCGGUCGACACUUGGGAAGACUCAUGCAAACAGACAUACAUAAGGCAAUACAAAUCCCGGCUUCCAGUGUCACCUCCCAACGAUGACUGGGAUGCCCGCAAUAUCCUCUCCUCGCUGACGUUCAAUAUCGCCAAUACUAUCUACAUACCCGGGUCAUACCAACGACAGGUGGUCUAUGAUGAUAUGACGACGUUGUGUAAGAUGUUUCGCGCCCAUUACCUCAAACGAGACUUGAAAAGUGUUGGUAGCAUUGAUUCUGAGAACGAGCAAGCAACAGCGGGCAUGGACGCUGAUGAAGAGGAUGGGGAAGAGGAGCUCGAGGAAGAGGAGGAAGAAGAGGAGGAGGUGGAAGAAUAA